Messenger RNA from Solea senegalensis (Senegalese sole), 5869 nucleotides. It is a transcript of the gene sv2ca, whose product is annotated as synaptic vesicle glycoprotein 2Ca. Gene Ontology annotation, cellular component: membrane. Gene Ontology annotation, molecular function: transmembrane transporter activity. The transcript has 13 exons. The record is from RefSeq and is a predicted model, not a curated record. The coding region runs from base 383 to 2587 and encodes 734 amino acids. Gene Ontology annotation, biological process: transmembrane transport; chemical synaptic transmission. Lineage: Eukaryota; Metazoa; Chordata; Actinopteri; Pleuronectiformes; Soleidae.
GCUGGCAAUUAAAGGCUUUACCUCUGAUUUUAUUCCACAACAUUUCAUCCAAAAAAAAAAAUCACAAGAUUGUUUUUUCUUUUUUCCCCCAUCCAUUCAAGCGGAAGGAGUCUGAGUCUGGUGCAAUGGGUUUCUGUGUGCUGUGUCCACUCUUCUCACCAUAAAUGACGCCUAGCCGAUGAUUGCCACAGCCAUUGUGGUAUAUCUCCUGUGGUGACUGCAGACUCAAGAGUUUCCUUCCCUGCUGCAUCUUGAGACACAUUGAUCUCAACAUUCCCGCAAUCCUCCUGUCAGCUGACUCCUGCCCUUCUUCUUCCCUCUUUCAUUCUACUCCUGACUGUCUGCUGAAUCACUGUGAAACUCACCUGCUCACGGACCCGGAAUGGAAGACACCUACAAUAACAGGACUUCUCUGGCUAAAGGGGCCAAAGACAUGGUGAAGGAAGCCAAGCGUCAUGCGGCGAAGAAAGUCAACAAGGUGGUGGACCGCGCAACAGACGAGUACUCAUCCCAUCACAACUACAGCCGAUUCCAAGAUGAGGAGGACGAGGGUGACGAUUUCUACCGGAACCCGCCCAGGCAGGACGGAGGGGGCUACCAUGACAACGAGGAAGGGUCCAGCGAUGCCACAGAGGGCCACGACGAUGAGGAUGAGAUUUACGAGGGCGAAUACCAGGGUAUUCCCUCAGCAGGAGACAGAAAACAUAAGGAGGGCCAGGUGGCAGUGGGGCAGCCGGUGUCAGAUGCCACGAGGGACCGUAAGGAUCUGGAGCAGGAGAGACAGGCUGACGAGGAGGAGCUGGCCCAGCAAUACGAGCUCAUCAUCCAGGAGUGUGGCCACGGGAGGUUUCAAUGGCAGCUGUUCCUCGUGCUCGGGCUGGCGCUCAUGUCAGACGGAGUGGAGGUGUUUGUGGUGGGCUUCGUUCUGCCCAGUGCAGAGACAGACAUGUGUGUCCCCAACUCCAGCUCAGGAUGGUUAGGAAGCGUUGUUUACCUGGGAAUGAUGGUCGGAGCGCUCUUCUGGGGAGGGAUGUCGGACAAAGUGGGCCGCAGACAGUGUCUCCUGAUUUGCAUGUCCACAAACGGCUUCUUCGCCUUCCUGUCGUCUUUCGUCCAGGGAUACGGCCUCUUCCUCCUGUGCCGUCUUUUCGCCGGCUUCGGAAUAGGGGGCGCUGUGCCCAUCGUUUUCUCCUUCUUUGCAGAAGUGUUGUCCAGGGAGAAAAGAGGAGAACAUCUGAGCUGGUUGUGUAUGUUCUGGAUGAUUGGAGAGAUCUAUGCAUCAGCGAUGGCCUGGGCCAUUAUACCACACUAUGGCUGGAGCUUCAGCAUGGGUUCAGCAUACCAGUUCCACAGUUGGAGGGUGUUUGUGGUCGUGUGUGCCCUCCCCUGUGUGUGCGCUGUGGUGGCGCUGACGUUCAUGCCCGAAAGCCCCAGAUUCUACCUUGAGGUGGGGAAGCACGAUGAAGCCUGGAUGAUCCUCAAACAGAUCCAUGACACCAACAUGAGAGCGCGUGGGCAACCGGAGAAAGUCUUCACGGUAAACAGGAUCAAGAUUCCCAAACAGCUGGAUGAACUGGUUGAAAUGGAAUCAGAAUCUGGCAACCCAGUUUCCAGGGUUUUCUUUAGGAUGAAGGCAGAAAUGCAUGGGAUCUACCACAAUCUGAUGAAGUGCUUUAACUACCCUAUGCGAGAGAACAUGAUGCGCCUGGCCCUGGUGUGGUUAACGCUGUCAUUUGGGUAUUAUGGCCUGUCAGUCUGGUUCCCCGAUGUCAUUAAACACCUUCAGGCAGAUGACUACGCCUCCAAAGUGCAGAUCCACAACAAUGAACGCAUCGAGGACUUCACCUUCAACUUCACCCUGGAGAACCAGAUUCACAAAAAUGGCCUCUUCAUUAAUGACCGGUUCAUAAACAUGAAGCUUAGGUCCGUCACCUUCAUUGACUCCACCUUUCGUAACUGCUACUUUGAUGAUGUGACAUCCGUGGGCUCCUUUUUCCGCAACUGCACCUUCAUCGAUGCAAUCUUCUUCAACACAGAUAUCGACGAUUCCAAGUUGAUAGACGGCACAGAAGUGGUCAACAGCACGUUCACACACAACAAGACGGGAUGUCAGAUGACGUUCGAUGACGACUACAGUGCCUACUGGGUUUACUUCAUCAACUUCCUCGGGACUCUGGCUGUUCUGCCCGGCAACAUCGUGUCCGCCCUUCUUAUGGACAAGAUUGGCCGUCUGUCCAUGUUAGGUGGCUCUAUGGUGCUUUCAGGCAUCAGCUGUUUCUUCUUGUGGUUUGGCACCAGUGAGUCCAUGAUGAUCUUCAUGCUGUGCCUUUACAACGGCCUGAGCAUCUCUGCGUGGAACUCCCUGGACGUGGUCACCACUGAGUCAUUCCCAACUGUCAGAAGAGGAACAGGGUUUGGGUUCUGCAAUGCUCUUUGUAAGCUCGCCGCCGUCAUGGGGAACCUGAUUUUUGGCUCUCUUGUGGGCAUCACCAAGGCCAUUCCCAUCCUCAUGGCGUCGUCUGUGCUCGUCGGUGGAGGCCUGGUUGCACUCAGGUUACCUGACACUCGAGCAAACGUCCUCAUGUAACACCAGCUUCGUCCACUGGGGUAAAACCUGGAUAAAACCUGGGUGAAUCUGAGAGGAAGCCCAGGGAGAGUUGGGUAAGAAAUGCAAACGGCUUGGUUCAUACAUUCACACCUGCGAUCACAUUAAGUGAAGCUGGGAAACAUCCCACAUUUUCAUAGUGUAUUAGCACACGACAGAGCUGGCGGUUUGCAGUGGUUUGGACACUGGGACUUUGGUAAUGGUGUUUAGGUGUUUUUUCAGUGACUUCUUGCACCUUUUGGCCAAAAUCUUGUACUGAGUCACUGCGCGGUUAAAGCUCCAAGCUUUCAUUAUUGAUGGAGUCUUAUUAAGACGAGCCAGAUGGGGAGGAAAGUGGAAAAACAAGCUGUAAUGAGCGCAGCGAACCUGCUGUUUGACAACAUCAGGAAUAGAUGAUCAGACAGAGGAGACACGCGACGCACCAGCGUGACAGCUGGCUUCCCCGCAGGACCCCACAGUCACAGGGCUACAUGUUGUAGACGGUGCACAGACAGUCAAACAUACAUAAAUGCAUAAAAGCUACCGGUAUUUUUCACUCACUGGCCACGUUAUUAGGUACAGAGGACACAGUGUGGUCUCCUGCUACUGUAGAAGACCAUGUUCUUCAAGGUUGUAGGCAUGGCAUGUUCCUGUAAUGAGUGACAUCUGCUCGUUAAAGAUGACUUUCUGUAUUUUCUCUGACCUGAGAGAUGAUUGUGUGUGGUAAUCCCAGCAGAUUAACAGUCUGUGAAAUACUCUGAAGUCCAUAAUGUAUUGACUCGUGUGACGGGCUGAUUAGAUAUUACAUUACAUGUCAUCAGACAUGUAAUGUCCUAACCUAACCUAAUGUCCCUAACCUAAUAAAGUGGACGUUGAGUGACCACGUGCGCUUUGAAGUAGAUUGUUACUUACAUAUACCUGGACUUUUCCCACUCCACACACACAGUUGCUCAGUAUGACAUCUGCAACCUUUUCAAAGUUAAUUAUAAUAACGACAGCAACACCAAGCCCUUGCAUUUCCUACCCGGCCCAGAAUCAAAAAGGCCAUAUUGAAAAACUGUAUUUUCAUGUACCAAUAAUUGAACGUUAUGUUGAAUCUGUUCAUCUUUAUUUCCUGCUUUGCUAUUGUGGAAGUUGGAAAUGGUGAUUUUUUUUGUGUGUGUGUGUGUGUUAUUGUACAAAUGGCUCUCUGGUGAAUUCCCCCUGCUGCUUUUUCCCUCAGCUUUGUGUUGGAUCUUGCUCGUGGCGCUGACGUCCAUAAUGACACGUCAUGCCACUUCCUUUUAAGAAUUUACUGAAUGGCCUUUUUGAAAUGUGCCUCUCCUUAAGUGGAGCAGUCUGUCCAUAGUGAUGUCGUGUUCCGGUGAUAUGAGGAUCAGAAAGAAACAUGAAGAGAAAUUUAACUGAUAAGAUAAUCAUGGUGUUUUUGUGAAUAAUAUGUGUGCAAUUUCUUAUGGCAUUUUCUCGUACUAUUCGUUUUUAAUUGGACUUGUGUUCUUGUGUGAUAAGCCUCGUCUUCUUAUAAGAAAAAAAAAAAUCAGAUGUUACACAGGGCGACAGUGGAUUCAAAUAUGACUAAAUGACAUAAGAUACCAUGCAAGACCACAAAGUAAUAAUGUAAAUAACAUCGGGGGCCAAUUUGUUCCACACAUGAUGAAAAUGUCUCCUAAGGAAACAUCUGCGCUUUUUUUUUCUUCAUUAUUUUAUACAAGAAAUCGUCAGAGGAAGAAAUUGAGCUCAAAUUGUCAGAUUAUCAUUUGAUCUAACGCUUGAAAACGUGACCUUCUAUUUAGCAGUGGGACCUCAAGGCAUAUUAAUAAUCAUAGAGAUGAUGUGGAUUGGGUGAAAUUGGAACCCUUUUAUACAUGUGUACCAUUUUAAGUGACAGGUAUUGUUGUGUAUUUUUCAGUUCUUCUGUCUCUCUCUCUCUCUCUCUCUCUCUGUUAUUGCAGCGUAGAAGUAGCUUGCCCUCGCACUGCUGUCGAAAAAACUGGCUUCCAAAGUGGUACUUACUGUACAUGAACGUCUAUUUCCAUUUCACACAAAAAAACCCUAACUUUUUCUCUCGUAUUUUGAAAUACGGCUGAAAAUACACAAACCGUGCCACUCUUGUGCGGUGGAUAAUGUUCAUAUUUGUAGAGCAGAAAUGUGACUUACAAAUUCUAAUGAAAGCAAAAAAAAAACAACUUACAUGUGCCAGUAGCAAGAAUAACAGAAGAAGUGAUUUUAUUUUGGUUGAAUUUCCUGGUGUGUUUACGUUAUGUUUGAGGUAUCGCUAAUGUACUGUAUUUAUGUGCGUGUAUGCCAGAGUGUGUGUGUGUAACAGAGAUAAAGAGAGUAUUGUAUGUACCGUAUGUAUGUGUGUGUGAAUGCAUGAGUAUAAAUAUUAUGUACAUAUCACAUCUGAUAUUGGUGAUGUUCUGGGUUAAAUGUGUAAAAAAAACAAUAAAACAACAACAACUCCUUGAUUGCCUCAUGUCUCUCCUGCCGUGUCCAGGUGAUAAAUCCAUCUACUGUAUCUGUGUAUGUGUGUGUCCUUGGCUUUAAGUCAGAAGUCUCAAACUCGUUCAUGCGGCCUGCCACUUAAAGUCAAGUUAUAGUAAGUUAUUUCUGUCUGGGUUUUUUUAUAUUUAUAGAUCCAUUUUGUUUUUGGUGUGCACUAUAUCAUUCUGUAUCAAAACAAAUGCUUUUAUUUUGAAAUUCUUUUGAAAUAAUGCAGUGUUGUGAUAUAAUCUUAGCUCAUGUUAUCCACCCAGACUGAACAGUUGGGGGGUUUUUUUACCAGAAAGUUGGACUUUGUGUGCCCAGAGUUUGAGACCCCUGCUUUAAGUCCUUAUUUACCUGCUACUAUGUGUGUGUGUGUGUGUGUGCGUGCGUGUGUGUGUGCAUCAACUUGCAUGCAUGUAAGAAAACUUCUGUUGUUUUGUGGUCAACUUUGCGUUCUUACUGUAAACCCUUCCGGCGGUAAAAUGGUGGCAAUAUUAAGGUUUUUGUUGAGGGGGAAAAAUGUGAAUGUAUCACUCUUGUAGGUUCUGUUCAUCCAUAUAUGGAGGUUACUCAAAAAUGUAUGUGGAGAAUACAGUUGUGUAUAUCGUUGUAAAGGAGCUGCCAGACGUAGGAUGACUGGGCCGUAUAUUCCCAGGUCCAGUGUGUGAAGAUACUGUAUGUGAAGAAAUAUUUGCCAAAUUAAGCUCUGUGAAUAAUGAGUAAAACUGGAAAGGCAGGGAUUGCAGGCUGUGCUGCAUAUAAACAAUAAUAUAUAUACAAUAAAAGUUAUGUUCUCUA